UGAGGCUCGUGGACCCUCCCGGCUGCAGCGGAGUGGCUGUAACCCUGGAACAGGAUCUGCUUGUUUUGUCCCGGCGGGCAGUUCCGGGAGAAACGCCCGGCGGGGUUAGUGUCGGCGGGGCAGGUGUGUGCGCAGGAAAAACAAAAAAAUGACACGACAACGCAUCAACCAAAAGGUUUUACUGGCUCUGCUGGUGCUGGUUCCGCUCCUGGUUAUUAUCAUCACCUUGGUUCUGCCGGAUGACAGCAUCACCUUCAUGGCUGAAUGGCGCCGUGAUCUUUCUGAAGGCUUUGACAGAUCCAGGCUGAUCUCCAAGACCUCUUCUAAACCAUCAGGCGUCUCGUGUUCCUCACAGAGACGUUGCCCAGACGAUCACAUCAGUUUCUUCAUCCACAGUGGAGCCGCCAACGUCAUGGCUCCAAAGAUCUGCAUCCAGAACAAGAUGGUCCUUGGAUCAGUGAUAAACAACGCUGGAUAUGGAAUAAACAUUGUUGUACUAAAUGGUAAAACAGGGGAGGUCAUAAAGAUCGGUCACUUCGACAUGUACAGCGGAGAGGUGAAACCUCUCCUGGAAGUCCUGAAGAGCAUCGAGAACGGUUCUAUUGUCCUGAUGGCGUCUUAUGACGACCCCUCCACAAAGUUAAAUGAAGAUGUGAGGAAGCUGAUCGCUGAGCUGGGAAGCUCUGAGAUCAAGUCCCUGGGCUUCAGAGAUAACUGGGUGUUUGUCGGGGGGAAAGGAGCAGCAGUGAAGAGCAACUUUGAGAAGAUCAUGAAGAACGACAACGCCAAGAAUAAAUACGACAACUGGCCCGAGCUCAUCGAACUGCAAGGAUGCAUCCCGAAGUACCUGGAGUGACCCGGAGUGACCCGGAGUGACCCGGGGUGACCCGGGGUGACCCGGAGUGACCCGGAGUGACCCGGAGUGACCCGGGGUGACCCGGAGUGACCCGGAGUGACCCGGGGUGACCUGCUGCGUCCUGAAACCAGGAACCACACCAGGAACACUCAGCAGGGGAAACUCACCUGGGAACAGGUGAUAUGAUGAGACUUUGUUGAAAGUAGAAUGUGGACGAAGCAUGAAAACCUGACAGAGAACUACAGUCUGGUAUGUAAAUUACUGGAUGAUAUAAUGUGAAUGUUACUGAGACGGCUGAAUGCUGACACAGGUAAAUGUUUCCUCUGCUUGUCCAGGUGUCACAUUUCUAUUGGACGUGCACGUUACAUCUGAAAGAAUGUCAAAGCUUAGAUGGAAAUGUUAGAUUAGUUGGGUGGAGCUGUUCUUUGGAAAAUAAACUGGAGUCAUGUCGACUGUUCUCUUCUGUCUGAGUCUGGAUACAUGUUCUGUAAUUGUAUGACGAAUGUAUGACUACAUCUGUUUAUUAUUGUAAUAACUAAAUGUUUUUAAUUACUGUAGUAAAGUAAUAAAGGGAUUUUAAAUGCU
Seriola aureovittata is the source of this 1441-nucleotide messenger RNA. RefSeq lists its product as uncharacterized. NCBI's taxonomy places the organism in Eukaryota, Metazoa, Chordata, Actinopteri, Carangiformes, Carangidae. Bases 149 to 856 code for a protein of 235 amino acids. The transcript is spliced from 10 exons. The record is from RefSeq and is a predicted model, not a curated record.